Molecule: messenger RNA, 483 nt
Organism: Castor canadensis (American beaver)
Lineage: Eukaryota; Metazoa; Chordata; Mammalia; Rodentia; Castoridae
Source: RefSeq, a predicted model, not a curated record
AUGUGGGUGGAGGUGACCAUGUUAAAAAGAGAGAUGAAGCCAGAAAGUGACAGGCCACGGAAAGUCCGGUUUCGGAUCGCAUCAUCUCACAGUGGGAGAGUUCUGAAGGAGGUUUAUGAAGAUGGCCAGCCAUCUGGCUCUCUGGAUUCUGAGUGUGCCAGUAUAUGUGGGAUUGAUGGACUAAGUGAUUCUGAUGGACAGCCUAAUGGCCACACAGGAUCAGAAGGUGAUAAGCAGGAGGAUGAUCAGGAUAACUUGCUGGUGUUAGCAAGGGCUGCCAGCGAGAAGGCUUUCGGUACAAGAAGAGUCAACAUUUUAAGCAAAAAUGGCACCGUCAGAGGCGUCAAAUACAAAGUGAGUGCUGGCCAAGCCCUGUUUAACAAUUUGUCCAAAGUCUUACAGGUAAGUUGUCACACUUUCCUGCCCCUGAGCUUUGCUCUAACUGGCCGUCUGAACACCUCUCAGUUCUCCAGUUUAAAGUGA